Molecule: messenger RNA, 543 nt
Organism: Cylicostephanus goldi
Lineage: Eukaryota; Metazoa; Nematoda; Chromadorea; Rhabditida; Strongylidae
Source: the annotation of a GenBank genome assembly
CGUGACGAUUUUCUUCUCUCUUCGAUGCCAUGGUACAUAGAUUGCGUGCAAGCGGCUGAGGCCAAUACCGAUGUCGAUCCGAAGCACGAAAUCAUCACCGGACUCAUACCAUCGAUAAUUGAGAAGGUAGUGCUUCCCUUCCUAACAGAUGUGGUAACUUUCGAAUGGGAACCUAUGUCACUGAAGCAGUCGAAACGACUAGGAGCAGUCCUCAGUGGACUCUCUGACUACCCUAAGCUCAAUAUUGACGAUAGUAAAGCAUUUGCGGCUUUGGCAAUCGCUGUGAAAACAAAAAUCAGUCAAGCUAUAGAUGAUGAUCUGUUUGUACCAAUAUAUUCGAAACAAUCCAUAAAAAAUCCAUCGACUGGUUGUGCAGCUUUUCUCGAUCGGCAGUAUUGGGCGGCGAUCAAGGUGGGCAUCCGUGAUGAUUUUGAUAUUUCAACAUCACAUUUGGAUUCUUAUCUUAUUCCUUUUCUGUACAUGUGUCCAAAACCGUUCCAGUUGUAUGGUUCUGAUUGCUGUUCAAAUGUGCCUUUGAACUGA